Periophthalmus magnuspinnatus is the source of this 1935-nucleotide messenger RNA. RefSeq names its product poly(A) polymerase type 3-like. The coding region runs from base 1 to 1935 and encodes 644 amino acids. The record is from RefSeq and is a predicted model, not a curated record. The transcript is spliced from 3 exons. Gene Ontology annotation, cellular component: nucleus. Gene Ontology annotation, molecular function: RNA binding; poly(A) RNA polymerase activity. NCBI's taxonomy places the organism in Eukaryota, Metazoa, Chordata, Actinopteri, Gobiiformes, Gobiidae.
AUGACCCUCUGGAAAGUGACCGGUCAUCCUGCUGCUGUCUGCCAUUGGCUUGAACUGGACUGUAUGAUGCAGCGAUCAUGGGGUUUGUUCUGGUUUUGCCACUGUAAUGACUACGACAUAGGUAUAGACAUAACAGUCGGAGUCCUGUUCUUCGGAGCACCGGAGGGUCAACCCAGUGCGGAGAUGCCAGCAGUAGAGGUCCUCUCGGGCUGCGCGGGCUUGGACCAUCUCCAGAUAGCCCAUUCAUUAAGUCUGUUCGAGAUCACCUCAUUGGAGGACGUGCCUAAAUGGUACGGGACCACUGGACCACUCAGUUUUGACUUCCCGUCCGAAGAAGACCUGAAGAGGACCAGGAUGCUGAUGGAGGACCUAAAAUCCCUCGACAUCUUCCAAUCGCACCUGGAGGUCGAACAUCGCGAAAGAGUGGUGCGAAAUAUGGAGUCGCUAUUCAAACAAUGGCUGACUGAGACCUGCUUGGCGAUGAAUGUUCCAGAGUACGUCACGGAAAAGGUUGGCGGCCGAGUAGUCCCAUUUGGAUCCUACGCGUUGGGCGUCAACACAAAGGGGGCAGACAUUGACCUCCUCUGUGUGGGACCAGGCUUUGUCCAGAGAUCCGAUUUCUUUUCUUCCUUUGUGGAGAAACUGAAGACCCACAACGCGAUCCAGAUCAUCCAAGUUAUUGAGGAUGCGUUUGUCCCAGUUAUAAAGCUCACCUAUGAUGGAAUAGACAUUGACGUGGUGUAUGCUAAAAUUAACCGAAAAAGCAUUAGCGACAAACUGGAUCUGCUUAAUAUCGAUCAUCUGCAAGGAAUGGACAUCUGUUGUAUGAGGAGUUUACAGGGCUACCGAGUUACACAGGAGAUUGCUAGCUUGGUGCCAAACAUCUUCACUUUCAGAAUAGUGCUAGCCACCAUAAAACACUGGGCAAAAUCUCGGAACAUCUAUUCUAAUAAGAUGGGCUUUCUGGGUGGGGUUGCUUGGGGUAUCUUAGUUGCCAGAGUAUGCCAGCUGUACCCUUACGCGACCGCUGCAAUUUUGGUGGAUAAGUUUUUUAAGAUCUUCUCCAUGUGGCAGUGGAAUUUCCCCAUCUUACUGAAGAACCCUGAGGAGCACAACUUGAAAUUUCCGGUGUGGAAUCCCACAGUGAACGUGAGCGAUCGGUUUCACCACAUGCCGAUUAUCACGCCAUCUUACCCGCACCAAAACUCCGCCUUCAAUGUGUCUUCUUCCUCACUGAAGAUCAUUGUGGAGGAGCUCAAACGUGGACACACUAUAAUGGAGGAGAUGAGUGACAGCAAACCGACCUGGAAAAAACUCUUUGAACCUGCGAUAUUUUUGCAGGAUUACAAACAUUUUAUUGUGCUGCGUUCUAAUGCGACUACGCAGAACCAUCAUCAAGUAUGGGCUGGUUUUGUUGAGUCUAAAAUUCGACACCUCGUUGGAAUCCUAGACAAGAAUUCCGCUAUCUCUGUGGCUUGCCCAAAUCUAGAGUCCUUCUCUGGAAAAGAUGGUUUGAACACAACAUGGCUGGUUGGAGUGAAAUUCAACUCUACAGUCAAGAAUGUGAACUUAAGCCAUGAUGUAGCGAGCUUUAUCCAAAAUGUGUACACUCAAGCUGGUAAGUUAUGGGCCGAAGGGAUGGAACUAUCAGCAGCUUACGCCAACCAAGACACAGUAAAAUUUGCACUGCCAGCUGAGGAGAUCCAUGAACCUGUGCAACCCUGCGUUAAAAUAACAACUGAAUUGUCUGCUGAAAGGAGGGAAGAUACUUCGGAUGAAAGAGAGGGUCAGAGCACCACCAAGCGUCCCCACACUCCGGAGUCCGAUCCUGCGGCCAAGAGAGUCAAACAGGAGUCUUCUCCAGUUAAACAAACCAUACCAGUCGUCACCAAAACCAAAAGGAUUAAAAGGCCGAGGUUCAACAGGAGGACCUAA